This is a messenger RNA of Phytophthora nicotianae INRA-310, 420 nucleotides long. RefSeq lists its product as hypothetical. NCBI's taxonomy places the organism in Eukaryota, Oomycota, Peronosporomycetes, Peronosporales, Peronosporaceae. The transcript has a single exon. The coding region runs from base 1 to 420 and encodes 139 amino acids. The record is from RefSeq and is a predicted model, not a curated record.
AUGACCGCAGCAAACGGCAAGAAGAAAGACCACGAAGACAUGCUUGCGCGACUGGUGCGUGACCUAAAGUCGAAGAAGACUCUGUGCCGUGUCAAGGACUACGCUGGCGUGUCCCUCGAGCAGCUAAACCAGCACGUGAAGAAGAUCGGUCCGUUGGUCCAUCCAACACUUGGCGACCAGCCUUGCUUCUUCGUCGACGAAGGCCGAUUUGUUCCAUUUCGGAUGGUGGUGUUCGGACGCAGCGUGAUCGGACCAUACAUCUGCAACGCGCUGCUGAAAUGGGCUACGUGGAGUGGCCAUGGUGGAAGAGUGACAAAUGCGCAAGGUGAAUACGUGCUGGAUGACACAACGCUCCGGGUCCCCGAUGUGGCGUAUGUGCCUCGAGAUGAUGCAAGGCAGCUGAACGAAGCUCAAGGAUAG